Klebsormidium nitens is the source of this 1218-nucleotide messenger RNA. The record is from the annotation of a GenBank genome assembly. NCBI's taxonomy places the organism in Eukaryota, Viridiplantae, Streptophyta, Klebsormidiophyceae, Klebsormidiales, Klebsormidiaceae.
AUGGCGGUCCUGCGGAACGCGGCCGCUGAGCCACGUGUCUUCCGACGCGGGAAGGGCGCCGAAAACACCGUCGUGGCAUACCUUGGCCACAACCCGCAGGAGCGCAAGUCGCGCUCCAUCCGCCUCGACACCGCUGCCAUUGGCCGCACCAUCUACGGCCACAUGAAGAAGUCGCUCGACAACGGCGACUACGAACCCCCGCUGGCGUCUCCCGCGCGCUCGUGCUCACCUCCAGCACCCCUGGCGCGCUCACCUUCGCCACAGCUGCUCGACGUCGACCAGCCCCCCAGCCCGCCACGUGUCGGUUUCGCCGAGCAGUUCUCCAAGCUCCCCGACGUCCUGCAACAUCUGAAGGACGGCACUUCUCCCACGGCGACGCCAAGACCGCCGCUGCCGCCCAAGCCCAACUCUCUGAAGGAGGCGAACGAGGCGCUGCUCGUCAGCCAGCUCCAAAAGACGUCAACAGCCCCACCUGUACCGGCGGCGCCAGCCCCACCUGUACCGGCGGCGCCAGCCCCACCUGCUGCUGACGUCAUCAGCGAGCGUGCUGCUACGGCGGCACCUCUUCCUCCCCCUCCUCCGCCAAUGUGGAAGCCCCUGAUAACCCACGUGGCGCUUCCCUGGCCGAAGCCCCUGAUCGCUGACGUGGCACCGGCGGAGUCGUCCUCACCACCUCGCCCGUCUGCUGGCGUCUCCAACGCUGUGCGGAGUCCGACCAUCCCCGCUGCGGCCCCUGCGACGCGCCUGGAGGCGGCUACGCCAGCGCUGACGUCAUCUCAGCCCCUCCCCGGAGGUACGAAACUGGCUCCGCUCAAUGCACCUGCCGACGUGUCCACGCCCACCGUCACCUCCGUUGUGCCCACGCCAUCAUCACUUCAGAAGCCCACGUCAUUAGACAUCACCGACGUUCCGCUGUCCGUCACCAUCAUCUCUCCUGCCGUUGGCGAGGCUCCGGUGAAGAUCAAGUUCCGGGGGCUUACGUCAUCUUCCGGCGUCAGCUCUGGCGCCCCUGUUUCGGUCAUCACGGCGGUCACCCCUGCUUCUGCCGGCAACCACAUCUCGGAGUCCGAACCCGAGCGCGCUCCACUCGCGGCGCCCAUCAAGGUCGAGACGAAGCGGAAGCGGAGAAAGAAGGAACGGCGGCCUGCAGUCGACCCCACCACCGGCGAGCCGCUGAAGUCGGAAGAAAAAGAAGAAGCGCGCCAUCGAGCAAUCUGA